Paraglomus occultum is the source of this 1503-nucleotide messenger RNA. Lineage: Eukaryota; Fungi; Glomeromycota; Glomeromycetes; Paraglomerales; Paraglomeraceae. The record is from the annotation of a GenBank genome assembly.
AUGCCGAUAUCACGAAGCUCUUCUCACGCAUUACCAGAAGUCCUGGUGGUGUUUGUUAUAGAUGGCAGCUGGCGGAUGAACAAACAUUUUCGUAAUGUCUGCGAAAAAAUACUCCGCCCCAUUAUACAGAAACUCAAGUCACCUAAAGUGAUUGACUUGGAAGAUAAACAGAAUAAAGACAGAAUCACUCCCGCUUUACGUUAUGGCCUGGUGAUUUUCCGCGAUUUCCACAGCAUUAAUAUCGUAGAAUCACGACACUUCAACGCAGACUUAAGUGAUUUCUACAUGCAACUAGACUCGUUGGUUUUUUGCCAAGGCGGAUUCGAUAAUGCAAUUGCAGAAGGCCUAAUAGCCGCAGUGGAAAUGUUCGAUACCCAUAAGCAACAGAUGCAUUACGAGUUGAUAGAGCCAGAAAAACAUUGUAUAUUGGUGACUAACAGUAACCCUUUGAUGGAUGCUGUUCAUCAUAAUGAAGAUGAGAGGUAUGAUGAGUAUGCUCUGACUGACAUAUGUGAAGAGAUGGCGAGGCAAAAUAUACAUCUAUCGCUAGUCGUGCCCGACCGGGAAUUGAAACUGGUAAAAUUAGACGAAAUUGUGAAGACUGUCAAUAAAGAGAAAGAAGUGGUCGAUUUAUCCCAAGAGUUUGAUGUAGGAAUGUUAAGCGAUCAGGCAAACGUAGACGCACCACAAACAAAGAAAAUUAAGACCGAGAAAGUAGCCUCUACGGAUAACCAGAACAUUAAUAAAUCAACUCCGUCUCCAUCCCAACCCCUUCUCGUUCAACGUACGCAAGGCCAGAAUUCAACAGGAAAACAGCAGUCGCAGCCGCAGCCGCGCAGUCAACAGUCAAUGAAAACUCAACCUAAUGCAACUCCUCCGCAAAGAUCUCCAACUCAGGUUCAGCAAUCACCAGCACAACGAUCUCCUGUUGCCAAUCCAUCUCCAGCUUCAUUACCCUCUUCUGCUGCUGCAAAAUUGCCAGCUGCUAAUACUCCUGCAAAAGUAGCGACGACACCAAGGUUAGGGACACAACAAAUCCAAAGAGAUGCGAAUGCUAACAUAAUUUCAGUAGUAAACACUUCACUGCCUAAUGCAACAUCACCGGGGCCCCAAAUUGUUCGGAGAGCAGGGGGAACUCCUGGUCCAACGGCAACGCCUGGACCCAAUCCCCAUUUAGCGGUACGUCCCUCUACACAUAGACUGUGGAAUCCAGAAGUGGUAGCUCAGUUGACUAUCAGGAACCAAUUUAUACAUGCAAAUAAUGCUGGAAUCUCAACUAGUACCGGAAUUACUACUAGUCCACAAGUUGCCAACACUAUAAAUAUCGCAAACGGGCUCGUUGGAUUGCAAAGCACUUCUAACUCACAUAACACCGCCACCCCGACGCAAGGAUCUGUCCAACGAACUCUUCAAACACCAUCUACCGUUUCAGCCAACAUAACAUCACAAUUGAACGUUCAACCUCAGCAAACAAACACAACACAAACACUGCAGAGGUCGGCA